AUGUGUCCAGAACCAGGAACUGCGGUGACUAUUCCACGUAUUGCGCAUACCGAACCAUCGUUUAUCGAAGAGAGUUGUUUCUCGUGCCCACUUCAGAGUGACGUGAGCAGAGAGAUGGAGGAAAUGGGAUUGAUUGGGAAAAGUCUGAGUACUUUUGGUGCAGCUCGCCUUCCCGGAUGGGGUCCGCGUGAAACACUAUAUUAUCCUCAAAUGUCUGACAACACUACUGCGGUCACUACCGGCCACACAGGGGAUUCUGAAUCCAUUUCAGAACGGAAGGGGAUCCCGAAAGCCGUAUUCAUGGAAGACGUGGAUGCAUACAUGAAAGCUAACAAUUUCUCCACCCUGAUGGAAGCUGGCCGGUCGUUCGAAGAGCUAUAUCAAAAAUACAAACUGAUAGAACAAGCUUUGCUUCAGAGGAAGCUUCGUCUGAUGCAGCAGUUACCGGAUAUUCAGAAAACACUGGCUGUGGUUCACCAGUUGCAAAAGAAGGAUUCAGAUCUGGACGUGACUUUCGAAGUAUCUAGUCAAUUGUUUGCCCGAGCCCACAUCCCCAAAGCUGAUCGAGUUGGUCUAUGGCUCGGUGCCAAUGUUAUGCUGGAAUAUGACUUGGAAGAGGCUGACAAGAUACUUGUAGAAAACGAACAAUCGGCCAAACAGUCUUUGCAAGAUGUGGAUCAAACUUUAGAGUUUCUGAAGGAGCAAACUACCACAGUCGAAGUCAAUUUGGCGCGAAUACACAAUUUAUCUGUAAAGCGCGGCCGGCUAAAUAAAGCCGGAGCAGUGAGCACGUGA
Messenger RNA from Opisthorchis viverrini, 795 nucleotides. RefSeq lists its product as hypothetical. Bases 1 to 795 code for a protein of 264 amino acids. Gene Ontology annotation, molecular function: tubulin binding. The transcript is spliced from 3 exons. Gene Ontology annotation, cellular component: prefoldin complex; cytoplasm. The record is from RefSeq and is a predicted model, not a curated record. Lineage: Eukaryota; Metazoa; Platyhelminthes; Trematoda; Opisthorchiida; Opisthorchiidae. Gene Ontology annotation, biological process: protein folding; microtubule-based process; tubulin complex assembly.